ACAUUAUCGUAUUUCAGUCUUCGUUUUUAUUUUGGACACAUUUCAAUAAUAAUCGUGUCACCAAUUUUUCUUCUUCAUACUUUUGAUAUUGGAAAUAUUAUUUUCGUAAAGUUAAAUAGAAAAUUAGAAAAAAAGAAAUGGCUUUUUGUGGGGAGGCCUCGACAUGGGCCAAACUAUCGUUAUUGUUGCUGGUUUUAGCCUUUAGUUUACACUGUACAGGUUAUGGUACCAAUUACUGGAUGGCAAGGAAUACAGCACGAGAUAAGAGUAAUUUUGGUAUAGGUUUAUGGAAGAUGACAGAUUGUUCAGGCUCGUACAAAGCCCCGUGUACCGACGGUGACAUUCCCGACAGCUACAUGAAAAAGUAUGUAAAGGCGGUGAGAGGAAUGGAAUCAAUUGCUCUGAUACUAAUCUUCGUCCCCACAAUUUGCCUUGCAUUCUACGUUGGUUCUCAAAGGUCAAGGACACGUGGCAUGGCCAUUGCUAUAAUAUCUCUGGUGCUUGGUGCAGUUGUAUUCAGCAUCAUCGGUAUGAUAGUGUGGUUAGCUUAUAUGCCGGAGUUCCAUUACGCCGGCUGGUCGAUGGGACUCACUGUCUUCGCCAUUACACUGUGUAUAACGGCCGCUAUAAUUCUCAUCCCAGAUAUUAGAGAGUAUGAUUAUAAGGACAUGCUGAAGGUGGGUGGAGAGUUCCAGAACCUGCCUGUGACAAAAGAGGACUACCCCCCUCCAUCUAAUGAUGACAUGUACCGGGCCGAUAUGAAGCCUGUUGUAGAGGCACAUGGUAGAAUGGCCGCACCAGUAUAUCAGUUCCUCAACUAUGACAAAAAACGAAAAAUGGAUGGUUUUUAAAUUGUUGACUAUAUGUUUCACUCCAAUAUAUUGCAUGUUGGCUGUAUAUAUUGAUUGUUUCGCUUUUUUUUAUAUUAUUUAUACAUUUUUAUGAACAUUCUGUUAAUUAAUACUAUAUUUCUUAUGUAUACCAAUAGUAAACUGUUGUUUAAAAAAAUA
Ruditapes philippinarum (Manila clam) is the source of this 1010-nucleotide messenger RNA. RefSeq lists its product as uncharacterized. Bases 138 to 851 code for a protein of 237 amino acids. NCBI's taxonomy places the organism in Eukaryota, Metazoa, Mollusca, Bivalvia, Venerida, Veneridae. The transcript is spliced from 5 exons. The record is from RefSeq and is a predicted model, not a curated record.